Molecule: messenger RNA, 1527 nt
Organism: Colletotrichum karsti
Lineage: Eukaryota; Fungi; Ascomycota; Sordariomycetes; Glomerellales; Glomerellaceae
Product: MFS sugar transporter
Exons: 11
Coding region: 1-1527 (508 amino acids)
Biological process (GO): transmembrane transport; carbohydrate transport
Cellular component (GO): membrane
Molecular function (GO): carbohydrate:proton symporter activity
Source: RefSeq, a predicted model, not a curated record
AUGGCCAUCGUUGGCGCCAAAGAAGAGCACGUCGAUCCGCAACUGACGCGGAUCGCCCAAGACGACAAGAAGAUAUGGUACAAGAAGCCAAACCUGCGCUUUCUCUACCUCAUCCUCAUCCCAACCGGCCUUGGCGUGGAGUGGACAUCUGGCUUUGACUCUUCCAUGAUGAAUUCCCUUCAGGCCGUUGAGUCUUGGUUCGAAUACUUUGGUCGCCCGAACUCCUCUAGGCUAGGUCUUCUGAACGCGAUGUACUCUCUCGGUGCUCUCAUGGCAAUCCCCUUCGUUCCUAUCGCGUCGAACUAUCUGGGCCGUCGGCGUACCAUCCUCCUCGGGUCGUGGAUCAUGGUUCUGGGUGCGGGUCUCCAAGCAGGCGCUCGUAACCAAGACAUGUUUUUGGCGUCUCGCUGGGUUCUUGGCUUUGGGAUCCCCUUCGCAAUCAUCAAUGCUUCUUCUCUCAUCGGCGAACUAUCAUAUGCGAAGGAACGUCCUGUUAUGACCAGUCUUUUCAAUGCCUCCUGGUUCGUUGGCGCCAUUAUUGCGGCCGGAGUCACCUAUGGUACCUUCCAGAUGUCUAGCACAUGGGCAUGGCGCAUUCCGAGCCUUCUUCAGCUCGUUCCUAGCGCGUGUCAGAUCUGCUUCAUGCCCUUUUGCCCAGAGUCUCCUCGAUGGCUAGUCUCCAAGGACCGUGGCGAUGAAGCAUUCGCCAUCUUACAGAAGUACCACAGUGAAGGCCAGCAUGGUGACGAGUUUGUUCGUCUUGAAUUUGCUCAGAUCCAAUCCACCAUCAAACAGGAGAAGGAAGUGACAAGCAAGUUCGCCUGGGGUGACGUCUUUCGCGACGCCGCUAUGCGGAGGCGGUUCAUGAUCGCCGGCAUCAUCCUCAACCUGGUCGGAAUUACGGACAACCGAACUGUUCAGAAGAUCAUUCUGAGCAACACUUGCUGGGGACUUAUCAAUGCGACCCCAAUCGCGCUGAUUGCACCACGGUUCAAACGACGUACCAUGUUUUUAGUUUGCACGAUAGGAACCGCCUGUGUUUACACCGUCUGGACUGUUGCAUCAGCCAGAUUUGCUAUUGAGAACUCUCGGGCAGCCGCUAUCCCAGUUCUGGUUUUUAUCUACGUAUACUCACCGUUCUACAACAUCGGCUGGAAUGCGCUUACAUACACUUACAUGGUUGAGAUAUUCCCAUACAGUGUUCGAUCCCAGGGCAUCGCCGUUGAGCAACUUACCGUACGAUUCGCCGUUUUCUUCAACACGUAUGUAAACCCGAUCGCUUUGGACUCAAUCGGCUGGAAAUACUACAUCGUGUACUGCGUGUGGAUCUUGGUGGAGAUUGCCACAGUCUGGUUCAUCUUCCCCGAGACACACGGACGCACCCUCGAAGAGCUCAGCUUCAUGUUCGAAGGCAAGGAGGUGCAGGACAAGGUGCAGAAGAACACUCAGAAGGUACUUCAAGUCGAGCUUGAAGACAUCGCACCCCGAAGAGAAUCGAGAGAAGGGACCGAGAACCCGAAGGUCUAG